Molecule: messenger RNA, 1056 nt
Organism: Octopus sinensis (East Asian common octopus)
Lineage: Eukaryota; Metazoa; Mollusca; Cephalopoda; Octopoda; Octopodidae
Exons: 2
Coding region: 1-1056 (351 amino acids)
Source: RefSeq, a predicted model, not a curated record
AUGAGAGCGUCAGUGACUUGUCCCGGGUUCGCAGGAUCAAUGGUCGACAGCUGCCCCUCCGCACCCUCAACCAGGAACAUCCCCUCCAAUUCCUACAUCUAUGAAAAAUACCGCCAAAUGAAAAGGCAAGAAAGUAAUGAAGACAGGAAAAUGGCCUUCGUGUCGCCUCCAGUCAAAGAAGGGAGACUGACCGGGCCGCGUCUACUCCGAGUGUUCCAAGUCGUGGUGUUGUUGUUGUCUCCACUGACUCCCAUAUUCAUGCUCCUCAUUCCCCGCUUCUGUCGAGUGCCCUCCGAAUUCCUGGUCUGCCAAGGGGACUGUCUCGUCUCCCUCUUCUCCUGCGUCUUCAGAAUUAUUCUGAUGCUGCCCCUCUGCUGUGUCCACUAUUCCACACUCGGGGGCUGCUCCACCAACACCGUCAAAUAUUGUCUGAGUCUGCACGUGACCAUCCUCUUCACUGGCUGGGUGUUCUACGUGGUGUACGUCCUCGAUAGCACUCUCACCUACCAGAGUGUCUCCAACUUUGUCCUGUACUCUCCUUGUAGUAUUCCCAGAUGCUUCACCGACCUGCUCAACCUGGCCCUCGUGGUGUCGGCCAUUGUCCUGUGGAGGGGGAGACUGGCCGGGCACUCAAUGGCCGUCAGUGUGGUCGAAUCCCCCACCGCACUCCACUACAGUCUCCGUGUGUCUGCUGGGGGAGUCGAGCAAGUGGCCGCCGCGGUGGUGGAAUAUUUCUACUCCUCCCAACAUGCCCAGGACGGGCCAGCAGGGGCAAUCUCUGCGGACUCCCACUGCAAGUCGGAGGUGUGUCGGUCGAGGAGGUAUCACGAGGAGGGACGAAAGGCGGCCAAAUUGGACAAGUGCAAGUGGAGAUUGGUCGAGGACUGCGAAAAUAUGUUCGAUACUGACCAAAUCAAAAGUUGUGGCCAUCACCUACGUAGACGUCGACACCAUCUUUGGGGGAAUUUCAAGAAGCCUGGAAAAAUACUUUCACUCGUCUGGGCAGUACUUUCGUCACAGCGUCAAGUCGGUCAAGGAAAACAUUGCCCGUUAUAA